AUGGGAGACGUUCCAGACCAGUCUGACCUCAAAGCCGCCGUUGCCGACAUCCUGCGCACAAAUGACCUGGAGAAGAUUACCAUGCGUAUGGUCAUGACGAUGCUGUGCACCAAAUUUUCCGUGGAAGCCGAGCAAUUGGCUCCGCACAAGCGCUUUGUCCGUGAAACAAUCAACAAGUAUCUAGAGGAUUUGGAGCGCGCGGCCUCUGCCCCGGCCCCGCGCAAGCGGAAGAGCGCCGAAGCGCUGGAUCCCAAACUGCUCAAGCCCGUUCGACUCACCGGUAUUGAGCGCGCUGUUGUCCUUGCGGAGCCGCUGGCCACCUUUCUGGGCGACACCGUAAUACCUAGAUCUCAUAUUCCGAAGCGCGUCUCAGAGUAUGUUAAAAAACAUGACCUGCAGGACCCGAAUGAUCGGAGAAGUAUUUUAUGCGAUGACGCACUGAAGACUGCUUUGAAGGUCGAUACUUUCACUUUUUUUUCCCUCGCUAAGAUCAUUUCGGGGCUCGUACACAAACCAGAUGACUGCAGCCAGGAGCUUAAGGACCUAGCCAAAGAAGUGGAGGAGAAGUACUUGAUUGAAAAGCAACGGAAGAGGGACGAGAAUAUUGCGAACGGCGUUUUUCAGGAGAAGAAGUCGUCCAAGAAGGCAAAAGUGUCAAAAGCAAAAAGUAGCAGUAGUGCACCGAGAAAGCCGUCGGGCCUUCUCAAACCGAUGCAAUUGUCGGAGGAGCUCUUCGCCGUUUGCGGCGAAGCGCAGCUACCGAGGACAGAGGUCGUCAAGAAGAUUUGGGUUUACAUUAGGGAGAACCAACUCAAGGAUCCGAAUAACGGAAAUAGGAUACUCUGUGAUGCAAAGUUGCAAGCUGUGUUUGACGGUAACAGCACUGUUACCAAUAUGGGUAUGAACAAAUAUCUUAGUGCCCACUUGUCCCAAAUUGAAUAGGACCUGGGAUAUGGGGCUGUGUUCGCUGAUGGUGCUUGUUCCACAGAAGUUGUGUAAAUGCUGAGUUGGUAGGUCCAGCGCCAUCGUGUGUAUAGACAAGAAAGCUGGUUGCGGACCUCGAAGCGCCAUGUUGGUAGGCCCGCGAAUGACUUGAUUUGCCAGACGUGUCUACAAGCAGCGGUGGGUGUAGUCGAAGGUAAUUCACACUACUGAAGAAAGCACUGGCAUAGAAGGCGGCAGAAGGGUACCUAUCUCUGAGGGAUGUAAUAUUAUCAUGAAGUUUUUAAUGACGUACAAACUGGUUUGUGUUCGAAGGUCAAGACAGAACGAAGAGAAACAAAGUGAUCCCGUUUGUGUGCACGCUGCUUGGUCGGAGUGCUGGUGUUUUGAUCAGGUUUAAUGGGACAUUUGCCCAGCUUCUUUGCGGGGUUUGAAUCUACUGUAUAUAUAUAUGUAUGUAGUUGGGCGAGUCGUCGAGUAUUUUUUCUAUACGGCGGCAAGGGUUGUGGCAGUGGGAGUGGUCGGGCUGUUGCUGGAGAGAAAUUAUAAAUUGAAUUUUGGUUGGCUUUUACGCCAGGCAUUCAAAGCCCAGCGACAAGUGAUUCGCUGCUACAGAGUAAAGUCUCGAUAAGCUGCGUACCUGA
Molecule: messenger RNA, 1586 nt
Organism: Chondrus crispus (carragheen)
Lineage: Eukaryota; Rhodophyta; Florideophyceae; Gigartinales; Gigartinaceae
Exons: 2
Coding region: 1-942 (313 amino acids)
Biological process (GO): nucleolar large rRNA transcription by RNA polymerase I; transcription initiation at RNA polymerase I promoter
Cellular component (GO): RNA polymerase I upstream activating factor complex; nucleus
Molecular function (GO): RNA polymerase I cis-regulatory region sequence-specific DNA binding
Source: RefSeq, a predicted model, not a curated record